Messenger RNA from Spodoptera frugiperda (fall armyworm), 2551 nucleotides. RefSeq names its product succinate dehydrogenase [ubiquinone] flavoprotein subunit, mitochondrial-like. Gene Ontology annotation, biological process: tricarboxylic acid cycle; mitochondrial electron transport, succinate to ubiquinone. Gene Ontology annotation, molecular function: electron transfer activity; succinate dehydrogenase (quinone) activity; flavin adenine dinucleotide binding. Lineage: Eukaryota; Metazoa; Arthropoda; Insecta; Lepidoptera; Noctuidae. The transcript is spliced from 13 exons. The coding region runs from base 148 to 2061 and encodes 637 amino acids. The record is from RefSeq and is a predicted model, not a curated record.
AAUUUGACAUAACAAUUGAAUCAAGAUUUAAAUAUCUUGUAUCAUAGAUGACUGAUACAUGUUUUGAAGUGAAAUAUUGUUUUUCGAACAUUAUAUUUGUAAUAAUUUUAACUUUGUUGUGUUUUCUACGGUUAUUUUAUUAGCUUCAUGUCUUUUCUCGCAAGGAAACUCGGCUUGAUUGCGAAAGCUGUACAGCGGUAUAGACCAACGAAAAGUUUUUAUCGUUCGGCUUCGUUCACAAUCUACCAUCACAAACAUGAUUGUGUAAUAAUUGGAGCUGGGGGAGCGGGCCUCAGAGCCGCCGUUGGCCUUGCUGAAGCCAAAUUCAGUGUGGCUUUAGUGUCCAAGCUGUUUCCGACUCGAUCCCAUACCAUCGCUGCACAGGGAGGCAUGAACGCCUCUCUUGGGAGCAUGCACGCAGACGAUUGGAAAUAUCAUUUUUAUGAUACCGUCAAAGGAUCAGAUUGGCUUGGUGAUCAGGAUUCAAUACAUUAUCUGACGUCCAAUGCUUCAGCAUGCGUUAUAGAGCUGGAAAACAUGGGCAUGCCAUUCUCAAGAACGCCGGAAGGAAAGAUAUACCAAAGAUCUUUUGGAGGUGGCACUGUGAAAUUUGGGAAAAGUAUAGCCAAAAGAACGUGUGCCUGUGCCGACCGUACUGGCCACGCUUUGCUUCACACCCUGUACGGAUACUGCACACAGUUCCCACAUAUCGACCCAUUUUACGAAUUUUUUGUGAUGGAUCUCCUUUUGCAAGAUGGGGAAGUGGUGGGAUGUCUCGCCAUGGACAUGAAUGAUUCCAGUCUUCACAGAUUCCAAGCGAAGAACACCAUAAUAGCGACUGGUGGCUACCCGAGGAUGUACUUCUCAUGUACUGCUGCCCACACUUGUACUGGUGACGGUACGGCAAUGGCCGCCAGAGCUGGUAUCCCACUUCAGGAUAUGGAGUUCAUCCAGUUUCACCCAACUGGUAUGUACGGAUCGGGAUGCUUAAUGACUGAAGGAUCUCGAGGAGAAGGAGGAUAUCUAGUGAACAGUGAAGGCAAACGGUUCAUGGAAAAAUAUGCCCCGAAAGCUAAAGAUUUAGCUAGCCGUGACGUGGUGUCGAGAUCAAUAGCCACGGAGGUUCGAGAAGGUCGUGGAGUAGGACCUAAGAAAGAUCACGUUUACCUCCAGCUCCACCAUUUACCUGCGGAGGUCAUAAAGGAAAAGUUACCAGGAAUAUCCGAGACUGCAAUGACGUUCACAGGAGCUGAUGUGUAUACCCAGCCUGUGCCUGUUCUACCCACUGUCCAUUACACUAUGGGGGGAAUUCCUAUAAACUACAAGGGACAGUGUUUAGUAUACCAAAAUGGCACUGAUUGUCCAAUUCCGGGGCUGUAUGCUGCCGGUGAAGUGGUGAGCAACGCUCACGGAGCCAACAGGCUGGGCGCUAAUUCCAUUCUUGACGUCGUAGUAUUCGGGAAAUCAAUCUGUGACACUAUAAUAAAGUUACAUUCGCCAUGUGAAAAACAAGUGACCUUGAGAGAUAAUUUGUGUGAUUGUUCUAUCGAUAACUAUGAGAGAGUGAGAACCUCGAAGGGCUGCGUUCAUCCUCACGAACUGAGGGAAGCCAUGAGACAAACCAUGCAACACAAAUGUGGAGUAUUCAGAAACGCCAAAUUGUUGGCUGGAGCUGAUACUGAAAUUCAGAAAUGGUAUAAGGCUUUCGAAGAUAUCGUGGUGGUGGACACGCGUCCGAACUGGAACACAGACCUGAUUGAAACUCUCGAGUUACAAAACAUGCUGCAGUGUGCUGUGCAGGUGGUGGCUUGUGCUAAAAAUAGGACGGAGAGCAGAGGCGCGCACUUUAGAGACGAUUUUCCUAAACGAGAAGAUGAAUUUGACUACAGUAAACCAACGGAAGGCCAGAAACGGAAGCCAUUCGAGCAGCAUUGGAGGAAGCAUUCGCUGUCUACGGUAGAUCUGUGCACAGGCAAAGUAACUAUCACGUUUAGACCAGUCAUCGACAAGACUUUGAGCGAGGACGUCAAGUGGAUCCCUCCUGUGCCUAGAGUUUACUAAUUUAUUGCGAGGACGUCAAGUGGAUCCUUCCUGUGCCUAGAGUCUACUGAUUUAUUGCGAGGACGUCAAGUGGAUCCUUCCUGUGCCUAAAGUCUACUGAUUUAUUGCGAGGACGUCAAGUGGAUCCCUCCUGUGCCUAAAGUCUACUGAUUUAUUGCGAGGACGUCAAGUGGAUCCCUCCUGUGCCUAGAGUCUACUGAUUUAUUUGUCGUUGUACAUGAACACCAUUAUCGCCCGAAUACUGAAAUGUUACUCAAUUUUAAGUCGAACUUAAAUAUCGUGCUAUCUCUUUCAUUUUAUAAACUAUUAAAUUAAUAUUGAUAGGGAUAGAUAACUAGUUUUGAAAGCGAAUUAAAAUUGAGUAGCGUUUGAGUAUUCGGAUAUAUGUACUACAAUAUGUUUGGUGGUGUAACAACUUUACCUUUUUGGGUGAAUAAACCAGCUGCUAUAGUGAUAAGAAGGUAUAAUAAAAAUAUAAGAUCAAGCGAGA